Messenger RNA from Benincasa hispida (wax gourd), 1529 nucleotides. Its product is annotated as initiation factor 4F subunit (DUF1350). Lineage: Eukaryota; Viridiplantae; Streptophyta; Magnoliopsida; Cucurbitales; Cucurbitaceae. The record is from RefSeq and is a predicted model, not a curated record.
AAUCAUUAGCAUAUACUUGUCAUUUGUUCUUGUAUAUAUUAUAAAAUCACCACAGAACUUUGCUCCCACUUUCCAGUAACGUCGGACUAGCAUUCACAAUAUGGAAACCUCUGUCGCCUCCGCCGCCGGCGUCACCUUUUUGUCCUCCUCUUCCGCCGUCUUUGGCCACCGCCGUCGAUGGAUUCUCCUAUCCAACAAAACUAACAGACGCAAAUAUACUUUCAAGAGAGGAAUUGAAGACCGCUUUCCCCUUUUCAAUGAAUUUUCAGAGCGAACUGGUACAUUCGUCUCGGGAACUUCAUCUACUUCUAUGAAGAAGAUGAUCUCGAAUAGAUAUGGUGGUAGAAAUUCGAAUAUCAACAAGAUUUACAAGCGAUUGGAAUCUUGUUUGGUGAUACCGCCGCCGAGGGGUAAGCCACCUCGCGCUAUCAUCAAAUUUCUCGGCGGCGCUUUCAUCGGAGCUAUUCCUGAACUCACUUACAGCUACUUAAUUGAGCUUUUGGCAAAGGAAGGGUUUCUGAUAAUCUCAGUACCUUACAAUGUGACUUUCGAUCAUGCCGACGCUGCGAGACAAGUAUUCGAGAGGUUUCAUGCCUGUUUGGAUACCAUUUUAGCGUCCGGACUGGCCGAUGAAGAUAUUUCACCUGCUCAACUCCUUAACCUUCCUCUCUUUUCUGUGGGUCAUAGCAAUGGCGCACUUCUGCAAGUACUCACAGGGAGCUAUUUCUCUGAGAAGAUACCUAAGGCUAAUGCUAUAAUCUCCUUCAACAACAGGCCAGCAACAGAGGCUGUUCCUUACUUUGAGCAGUUGGGCCCUUUAACCAGUCAGAUGAUGCCAGUUGUACAAGCAUCUCCAGUUUACUCUAUGGCUAGGAGUGUCUCAGGGGAUGCAUGGAAGAUCUUGCUUGAUGCUGCUGGAUCUAUUGUUCCAGACAGAGAUCAAGAAGUCUUGAAUUCUCUGACCAAAUUUGUUGAUCAGUUGCCCUCAGUGUUUAACCAAGUGACGGAAGGGGUUUCAGAGUUCAGGCCAACUCCAUCUGAGAAUCGAGAUUGCUUCAAGUGUAAUUACAAUGUCCAAAACACACUCUUGGUGAAGUUCAUUUCAGAUACGAUUGACGAGACCGAUCUACUUGAACAGACACUGAAGCCACGUGUCAAAGCUAUUAAUGGCACGCUUGAGAAGGUUGAGUUAAGUGGUAACCACAUCACACCGUGCAUACAGGAACCAAAGUGGGAGGUAGGUUAUUUAUACACUCCUGCAGAUGCUGUCGCUCAGGCGCUUAAAUCUCUAUCUUUGAGAGAAACAAGGGAGCUUGCUAAAAACUUAAGCAACUGGUUUGAACGUUUUGAAGCCUAAGGUUUGGGCAUUGAAUAUCUUAUUCUAAUUCAUCUUCAUUCCUUGUAUGAAUUUGAAUGCUUCUGAUAACAUUUUGUCCCCAAUUUUAUUCUUACAAAUAUAAGGUACUAUAAUGCAUAUACAGAUGAUUCACAACGGCAGCAACUUCUAGUGAUGGACCAUUUUUAUUUGA